UCCGUCCCGGAAGUCUCGCGAGCGCUUUUGGUGACGCUGCAUACGGCGACAUGGCGUUCCUUCGUUUGGUCAGCAUCGUGGUGUCCAUCCUGGCUCUCCAAGCUUGGGCACUCAACCCAAGCCACCACCUGAGCGCGUCAGAUGUGGAGAGACUUCAGGACAUGCUGGAGCAGUCAUACACAGACCUGAAGUCGUUGUACCUCUCGAUCGUUGGCCUUGACAAACUGCGAGUAUCUGUGCCUGACUCAAACGAUGCUUGCAAAUUCAUUGAGGACAACCUAGAUUCUUCCAGCAUCGAAUCUGUGUUUUAUGCUGCCGAGGCCAGUCGAGUGCUUUCUUCUUGUGAGAUUCGGGUAUCGAAUGAGACUCGGGAUUCUCUCCUCGCCGCCGUAAGUGAAGACUCGACCAUCUCGCAGAUCUACCAUGCUGUGAGCGCGCUCAGCUCGCUGGGCCUCCCUUUGGCAUCACAAGAGGUGGUCACUGCCCUUAAAGCACGCAUCGCAAAGGAGGACAAUGUCGUUGCCAUCAUACAGGCUCUGCAGGCGGCUUCCCGUCUCUCUCAGCAGGCCGAGCUCGGGGAGAUCUUUGAGGAAAUCGAGGAUCUGGCUGCUCGGCUGGACGACCUUGGCGGUGUGUACCUACAAUUCGAGGAAGGUUUGGAGGUCACCGCUAUGUUUGUGUCUGCAGCAUAUGAUCUGUCCGAUCACAUGAACGUAGAGCCUCCACUGAAAGAGGACCAGGUGAUCCAGCUGGUGAACUCCAUCUUCAGUAAGAAGUCGUGGGACUCUCUGUCCGAGGCAUUCAGUGUAGCUGGUGCCGCUGCCGCACUGUCCAACAACCGCUUCCACAAGCCAGUCAUCGUUAACGCUCUGGGCUCUGCGGCUGUCUCACACAGCCAGCCUCUGCUGCAGCUCCAGGUGACUGAUGUCCUGUGCCAGCCUCUGAGCUCCGCUAACGUCCUGGUGGAAUCGGCCACCUCUUUAUCUUCCAAGACUGUAGUCCUGAGUCAGACUCCCUUCACCCUGCGCGAUGACCUUUUCGAGCUGAACUUCAUGGCCAGCCAACCUGCGAGUGGUUACUACCAGUUCUCAGUGGCUGUCACCGGAGACAACCGUCUUGUCGCCAACCACAUCGACCUCAAGGUAAAAGUCUCCACCAAGGUAGCGAUCAACAACAUGGAUCUGUCUGUGGUCGACAAGGACCAGAGCAUUGGUGCCAAAACCACUCGAGUCGAGUAUCCUACCAAAGCCAAGACCUCCUUCUUGGCUGACAGCCACCAGAACUUUGCUAUGACCUUCCAGCUGGUGGAUGAAGCCACCGGAGUGGAGCUUACACCUCACCAGACCUUCGUCAGACUCCAUAACCAGAAGACCGGACAGGAGGUGGUGUUUGUGGCCGAGCCAGACAGCAAGAACCUGUACAAGUUUGAGCUGGACACAGCUGAGAGAAAGACGGAGUUUGACUCCAUCUCAGGCACCUACGCACUCUACCUGAUGGUGGGAGACGCCACUCUGGAAAACCCAGUCUUAUGGAACGUGGCGGACGUUGUUCUCAAGUUCCUCGAUGAAGAGGCUCCAUCAACAGUUCAGGCGAAGAAUCUGUACAUUCCCAAACCAGAGAUUCAGCAUAUGUUCCGUGAGCCAGAGAAAAGACCUCCUACCGUCCUGUCCAAUGCCUUUACAGCACUCGUCCUCUCUCCGUUCCUGCUGCUGCUCAUCUUGUGGUUCAAGCUGGGUGCCAACAUUUCCAACCUAAGUCUGUCUCCCAGCUGUGUGCUCUUCCACCUUGGCCAUGCUGCCAUGCUGGGCUUAAUGUACGUGUACUGGACUCAGCUGAACAUGUUCCAGACACUUCAAUACCUGGCCAUUAUUGGAAGCCUUACGUUCCUGGCUGGGAACCGCAUGCUGGCACAGAAAGCAGUUAAAAGACAAGAAGCUAAAUGAUCACAGAAAGCAGUCGUGAGGAGACUGGAGCUUCAUUUUGUUCCUGUCUUUUAUUUAAUUAAAGAAAUCUGGCACGAAAGCAUCAGUUCAGUGGAAGCUAACUGACCAGGACGUGACAGCUCAUUGGACUGAAAAAAAUUGUAUGGAUGAAAUUUGAACAAAUCUGAAAAGCUGAAUAUGCAGUUUAAAGUUAAAAUUUUUUCGGUGAAGGGGGGUGGGAGGUAGAAAACAAACAAAAAGAAACUCACUCGCACACACAACUGAAUGCACUGGGGUUUUGACACGAUCGUUGCUGGUUCUGUUCAGGUGGGGAUUUUUUUUUUUUUUUUUUUUUCUUCUCCUCACAGCAAACGCUAAAGAUUCAUCUGUGGUUGUAAUUUUUUUUUGUUUGUUCUUUCGUAGGAGGUUUUGGUUGACCAGGUUUUUUUUUAUUUUUUAUGUCAGUACGGACAGCACGUCCGCCGAUUUUUACAAGCUUGUACACUGACCGCUCAACACACCAAAUCGUGGUUUUGUAAAGAAUACAAAAUAAAAACCAAUUAAAAAA
Clarias gariepinus (North African catfish) is the source of this 2490-nucleotide messenger RNA. RefSeq names its product ribophorin II (gene rpn2). Gene Ontology annotation, biological process: protein N-linked glycosylation. Bases 51 to 1943 code for a protein of 630 amino acids. The transcript has 17 exons. Lineage: Eukaryota; Metazoa; Chordata; Actinopteri; Siluriformes; Clariidae. The record is from RefSeq and is a predicted model, not a curated record. Gene Ontology annotation, cellular component: membrane; oligosaccharyltransferase complex.